Molecule: messenger RNA, 2007 nt
Organism: Anopheles funestus (African malaria mosquito)
Lineage: Eukaryota; Metazoa; Arthropoda; Insecta; Diptera; Culicidae
Gene: Sgsh
Product: N-sulphoglucosamine sulphohydrolase
Exons: 2
Coding region: 375-1883 (502 amino acids)
Biological process (GO): glycosaminoglycan catabolic process; heparan sulfate proteoglycan catabolic process
Molecular function (GO): N-sulfoglucosamine sulfohydrolase activity
Source: RefSeq, a predicted model, not a curated record
CGUUACAAAAUGUAACGCAUGCAAAAUAGAAAAAUAAAAUACAGUGUAAACAAUCAAACUCUGUUUGAUUGCAAGUUAAAACGAUGCUCUCAAUCAAAAAGCAUAAUUUUGGUUUUUAAGCUUUUAUUUGAAACAUAAGCCUCCAAAAUGAGUUCAAAUAUUGGUAACUUUAUCAUUUAAAAACUUUUUUUUCUUUUAAAUAACCAAAACUUACAUAUCGGAACAAAGAAUCUGAUUUUGAACAUAACAAAUCAAUUUUGCUCCUUGUUGGUGUUUCACUGUCUCGUACCGCUCCACUUGGAGAAGAAACUGCCAAAAAAGGGUGGAAAAAGUGAAAGUUGAAACGCUCAGAGCGCUUCCAUGAAGAUUAAAAGAUGUCGUGGCGAACGGAACUAUUGUUGAGCUUAAUUUUAUUAUCGACUGUACAAUUGGAAGCCAAAAAUGUGUUAUUGCUUUUGGCCGACGAUGGAGGCUUCGAGAUGGGUGCUUACCGGAACCGUAUUGUGCAGACACCCUUCCUGGACGCGCUGGCAAAGGAAAGUUUGAUUUUCAACAAUGCUUAUGCUUCAGUGAGCAGUUGUUCACCGUCUCGUGCCGCAAUACUAACGGGCAUGCCGGAGCACCAAAAUGGACAGUACGGAUUACACAACGGUGUGCACAAUUUCAAUUCGUUACCGAAAGUUCGCAGCAUUUCAUCGAUUCUCGGUAAGGCCGGCAUAAGAACGGGUUUGAUCGGUAAGAAACAUGUUGGACCGAAUGAAGCGUACCGGUUCGAUUACGAGCGCACCGAAGAGGAGUAUCCGAUCAAUCAGGUUGGAAGGAACAUUACUCAGAUCAAACUGUUUGUAAGAGAAUUUUUACAGCAAAGCACGUCCAACAGCAAUGAAUCGUUCUUUUUGAUGGUGUCUUUCCACGAUCCGCAUCGAUGCGGUCGUAUAACUCCGCAGUAUGGAAGUUUCUGCGAGCGGUGGGGCUCGGGAGAAGAAGGAAUGGGCUUGAUCCCGGACUGGCACCCAAUUUAUUACGUGUGGGAUGAGAUCGAUCUUCCGUACUACGUGCCGGACACGCAACCGGCACGAUACGAUCUAGCAGCACAGUACACAACCAUUUCACGGCUCGAUCAAGGUGUCGGUCUUGUCCUCAAAGAGUUACGUGAUGCAGGACUGGAGGAUAGUACGCUGGUUGUGUAUACCUCGGACAAUGGACCACCAUUGCCAGCAGCCAGAACCAAUCUGUACGAUCCGGGAAUGGCGGAACCGAUGUUUUUACGAUCACCCAACAAGGCAGCUCGCCGAAACGAAGUGACAUAUUCGAUGACAAGCCAUCUCGAUCUUGUACCGACAAUACUCGAAUGGUUUAACCUUACCCAUCCGCAACCGAACCUGCUGACUGGCCGCAGUUUGUUGCCACUAUUAUUUCACGAGCCAUCGAACCAGCUGGAUGAUGCUGUGUUUGCAAGCCAGAGUUUCCACGAAAUCACGAUGACCUAUCCGAUGCGAGCUAUACGGACAAAACGCUACAAGCUGAUUCACAAUCUUAACUAUCAGUUGCCCUUCCCGAUCGAUCAGGAUUUCUACGUUUCGCCCACAUUCCAGGAUAUACUCAAUCGUACACUUACGAAGCAACCCGUUCCGUGGUACAAAACGCUCCAUACGUACUAUACUCGGCCAGAAUGGGAAUUAUACGAUCUGAAGAUGGAUCCAACCGAAUCGAGAAACCUUUUCGGGAAAAGCAGCAUGAAGGGCACGUUCGAAGAAUUGAGCGGCCGUUUGCAGAAGUGGCUCGAACUGACCGAUGAUCCUUUCCGUUGUGCUCCGGAUGGUGUACUGCAGGAUACCGGCGAAUAUUUAAAUAACCCCACCUGUCUUCCCUUGGGUCAUUAGCAGGAGUUGAAGAUUUGAUUAGUUUAUAAGUCGUGUUAAUACUAACGAAAUUUGCAUUUAUCCUCACAAUCAUGUUUAACAAAUUAUAAAAGAAAUUCAAUAAAGAAUUACUUGAUCAUUCAAA